UAACAAAUCAUGGAAGACAGACCUUCAUACCAUCUAACAUGCCUAGCCAUCCUCAACAAGAGUUGCAUACACAAGAUGAAAUACCUAGCCUUCCGACCACACAAGACUCUCCAGCAACAUCAAUGGUGAAACUAUCUACCUGUAGCAACGAAAGAAACGAGGGUGAUGACCAACGCAUAAGUGAACUCAACAAUCAAGAAUUAUCGUCACCACCGAAAAGGUAUUUGCUUUUUGCGCACCUAUCAAGAGCACCAUCACUUUUGGACCAUGAAUGCUUCCCUGUAGAUAUGAACCUACUGGUAGACUAUUUGUGGAUCUGUACAUAUUGACUUAACACCUGCAAGCACACUGUUGCUAAGUGUUGAUGUAUGGUGGUUGAAUGCUACUUAGUAUGUAUUGUAGUCUAAAUUCA
This is a messenger RNA of Zea mays, 412 nucleotides long. RefSeq lists its product as uncharacterized. Lineage: Eukaryota; Viridiplantae; Streptophyta; Magnoliopsida; Poales; Poaceae. The coding region runs from base 39 to 329 and encodes 96 amino acids. The record is from RefSeq and is a predicted model, not a curated record. The transcript is spliced from 3 exons.